AUGAUUGAACGUUUCUAUCCAAAGUUGACCUUGGACUUUGAAACUAACAAGAGAUUGACAUCCGAAAUCGCCGUUAUCCAAUCUAAGAGAUUGAGAAACAAGAUUGCCGGUUACACCACUCAUUUGAUGAAGCGUAUUCAAAAGGGUCCAGUUAGAGGUAUUUCAUUCAAGUUGCAAGAAGAAGAAAGAGAAAGAAAAGAUCAAUAUGUUCCAGAAGUUUCUGCUUUGGACUUGAGCCACACCAAUGGUCAAUUAGAAGUUGAUUCUGAAACAUCUGACUUGGUCAGAUCUCUUGGCUUGAAAAUCCCAAUCCAAACCGUUGCUAUUUCUGCUCAAAGAGGUCCAAGACGUUUCGCAAAGAGAAGCUAA
Molecule: messenger RNA, 369 nt
Organism: Priceomyces carsonii
Lineage: Eukaryota; Fungi; Ascomycota; Pichiomycetes; Serinales; Debaryomycetaceae
Gene: RPS17B
Product: 40S ribosomal protein eS17
Exons: 1
Coding region: 1-369 (122 amino acids)
Biological process (GO): translation
Cellular component (GO): ribosome
Molecular function (GO): structural constituent of ribosome
Source: RefSeq, a predicted model, not a curated record